GUGUGCCAACACGGGCUACUGGGAAGCGACAAGACUUAAGGGGCUGGGAGGACAAGACAGGCAGCUCAAGUGCUUGGUGGGUUGGUGCGUGCUGUCUGUCGCGGAGGGGAGAGGUGGGGGCUCGGGUGCUGUGUGCAGUUGUCCUGCUUUCUUCUCUCUCACCGGUCGGCGAGCACGCGCGCACUCGCACCCGCCCCACAGCCCCUCCCAUAGACAAAUACACACAGACACAUAGGCACUUCCCUGCCUCUCCUUCUCGCGGUGGGCUUGUCUGCCUUGGAGGCGAGAGCGGGCUCGCGCCGCCGCCACCGCGCUCCCGUAGCUCUUGGGCUGACGGCCGCGGGCUCUGCCCGGGGAUGGGGGAGGGGUGGUCCUGCGCCGCUGCGCGCUCCUCCUCCUCCCCCUCCCCACGCUGUUCCGAGGCCCGGGCGGCUCUGCCCAAUGAGGAGCGGCGUUGCUGGCAGGUGGGGAGUGUUUUUGUUUUGGGUUGAAGUUGAGGCUGAGAAGAGAGAAGAGCUAGCGACGAGCAGUCGUCGCCACCACAGCGGGAGGAGGAGGAGGCCUUGCUGGAGUCGAGAGGUCUCUCCUCCCCGCCGACGGCCCCAUCCCGCUGGUCCUCUGCCUCGUCUCGGUACCGGAACUCCGGGGCCUGCCCGGGGCCCCCAGUCUUUGCACGCCGCAGCGCCCGGCCCCGGCCGCACCCGCCGGCCCCAUGAGGAGGGACGUGAACGGAGUGACCAAGAGCAGGUUUGAGAUGUUCUCAAAUAGUGAUGAAGCUGUAAUCAAUAAAAAACUUCCCAAAGAACUCCUAUUACGGAUAUUUUCUUUUCUGGAUGUUGUUACCUUGUGUCGCUGUGCUCAGGUCUCCAGGGCCUGGAAUGUUCUAGCUUUGGAUGGCAGUAACUGGCAGCGAAUUGACCUGUUUGAUUUCCAGAGGGAUAUUGAGGGCCGGGUAGUGGAGAAUAUUUCAAAAAGGUGUGGGGGCUUUUUACGAAAGUUAAGUCUUCGUGGGUGUCUUGGAGUAGGAGACAAUGCUUUAAGAACCUUUGCACAAAACUGUAGGAACAUUGAAGUGCUGAAUCUCAAUGGGUGUACAAAGACUACAGAUGCUACAUGUACUAGCCUUAGCAAGUUUUGUUCCAAACUCAGGCACCUUGACUUGGCUUCCUGUACAUCAAUAACAAACAUGUCUCUAAAAGCUCUGAGUGAGGGAUGUCCACUGUUGGAGCAAUUAAACAUUUCCUGGUGUGACCAAGUAACCAAGGAUGGUAUCCAAGCUCUAGUGAGAGGCUGUGGAGGUCUUAAAGCCUUAUUCUUAAAAGGCUGCACACAGCUAGAAGAUGAAGCUCUCAAGUACAUAGGUGCACACUGUCCUGAACUGGUGACUUUGAACUUGCAGACUUGCUUACAAAUCACAGAUGAAGGUCUCAUUACUAUAUGCAGAGGGUGCCAUAAGUUACAGUCCCUCUGUGCCUCUGGCUGCUCCAACAUCACAGAUGCCAUCCUGAACGCUUUAGGUCAGAACUGCCCUCGGCUUAGAAUAUUAGAAGUGGCAAGAUGUUCUCAAUUAACCGAUGUAGGCUUUACCACUCUGGCCAGGAAUUGCCAUGAGCUUGAAAAGAUGGACCUGGAAGAGUGUGUUCAGAUAACAGAUAGCACAUUAAUCCAACUUUCUAUACACUGUCCUCGACUUCAAGUAUUGAGUCUGUCUCACUGUGAGCUGAUCACAGACGAUGGAAUUCGUCACCUGGGGAACGGGGCCUGCGCCCAUGACCAGCUGGAGGUGAUUGAACUGGACAACUGUCCCCUAAUCACAGAUGCGUCCCUGGAGCACUUGAAGAGCUGUCACAGCCUCGAGCGGAUAGAACUCUAUGACUGCCAGCAAAUCACGCGGGCUGGAAUCAAGAGACUCAGGACCCAUUUACCCAAUAUUAAAGUCCACGCCUACUUCGCACCUGUCACUCCACCCCCAUCAGUAGGGGGCAGCAGACAGCGCUUCUGCAGAUGCUGCAUCAUCCUAUGACAAUGGAGGUGGUCAACCUUGGUGAACUGAGUAUUUAAUGACACUUCUAGAGUUACCGUGGAUCUCCAUUGGAAGCAACCCCAGUGUUCCGGGCAAAGGUUACAAAGUGAGGGCGGUGUCCAGAUCCCCAGAGCCACACAUAAAUACGCAUACCCACUCUCACCCUGACCCAGUCUGUCUCUGUGACCAGGGGACUGAGUUCGUGCUGGCUUUAUCAUGUGGAUUGGUAAAACUUAACCAUUCCUGUUGGAUGUGCCCAGAAGAAAACCAUAAGCAAGGUAGAUGGAAGGGGGCAUUCCAGCAAACCCAGUGUUACUGCCACUGUGGUUUCUUUAUUUUGUUAAGGGGUUUCUUUGGCAAUUUUGGAACAGCAACUGCAGUCCUCCAGGGUCAAGGAAAGCAUAGAAAAACAAUACAUGUUGUAUCAGGGACCAGAGGGAAAAUUUCUUUGCAUCCUAUAAAUGGUAGCCAUCCAUUGUGAGAUGCCUAAAGAGCUGCUGUGCUUCCUUGUUCCCAUGCCAACAUGCUGAGCAUGCUCACAAAGAAGGCUUGUCCAUUCCUCCUACUGUGUUUUAGUAUUUGGCCCAGAGGUUUGCUAAAUGGUUGCAUUGAAAUCACUGUGGUCCAGAUGUGAUGACUUAUUCACUCAAAUUGUCACUGUAGCACACUGUGUACCUGUCUUUCAUUCUCUGUUGCUCCCUCCUGCACUCUUGCUCAGUCUGUCACCUGUUCAUAGUCUGUUUACUCACACCCAGUUGUUACUCCUUUGCUGCUGUUGUGUUUACAAUUUGCAUUUUGGAUGAUUAGUUGGGGUUACCAAACAUUUUUAAAAGAGACAUUAUCAAUAAAUAUUUUUUUAAUUCUAAAUUUUA
Bubalus bubalis (water buffalo) is the source of this 2895-nucleotide messenger RNA. RefSeq names its product F-box and leucine rich repeat protein 20 (gene FBXL20). Gene Ontology annotation, molecular function: protein binding. Gene Ontology annotation, biological process: SCF-dependent proteasomal ubiquitin-dependent protein catabolic process. NCBI's taxonomy places the organism in Eukaryota, Metazoa, Chordata, Mammalia, Artiodactyla, Bovidae. Gene Ontology annotation, cellular component: SCF ubiquitin ligase complex. The coding region runs from base 713 to 2023 and encodes 436 amino acids. The record is from RefSeq and is a predicted model, not a curated record. The transcript has 15 exons.